Messenger RNA from Meleagris gallopavo (turkey), 958 nucleotides. The record is from RefSeq and is a predicted model, not a curated record. NCBI's taxonomy places the organism in Eukaryota, Metazoa, Chordata, Aves, Galliformes, Phasianidae.
AGCCCUGCCACCAUGGAGAUGACCGGCAAAGACCACCUCGCCACCCCGGGUUCAGCUGAGUCCUACACCAGCCGCCCCUCGGACUCGGAUGUGUCACUGGAGGAGGACCGCGAGGCGCUGCGCAAAGAGGCGGAGCGCCAGGCAUUGGCACAGCUGGAGAAAGCCAAGACGAAGCCGGUAGCGUUUGCUGUCCGGACAAAUGUUGGCUACAACCCAUCGGCCAAUGAUGAUGUGCCCGUGCAGGGCAUGGCCAUCUGCUUCGAGCCCAAAGACUUCUUACACAUCAAGGAGAAGUACAACAACGACUGGUGGAUUGGGCGGCUGGUGAAGGAAGGCUGCGAGGUCGGCUUCAUCCCCAGCCCUGUCAAACUGGAGAACAUGCGGCUGCUGCAGGAGCAGAAGAUGAGGCAGAACCGACUGAGCUCCAGCAAAUCAGGUGACAACUCCAGCUCCAGCCUUGGUGACGUGGUGACGGGGACACGCAGGCCCACCCCUCCAGCCAGUGGUGCCCUGGACACACCUAGCUUUGCCUUUGAGCCCGAUGAGUUAGAGGAGGAGGAGGCUGCGGAGACCCACUGCUCCCCUAAGAGUAGUGUGAGCAGUGUCACCACCCCCCCCGCCCACUCCAAGCGCAUCCCCUUCUUUAGGAAGGUAACAGAGCCCAAUCUGGCCCACGCCUGCCUGCUGCACCCUGCCUGCCCUAACACUGCCGGGGGCUGCGGGGGCAUCGUGGGAUGGAUUGGUCCAUAGCUGCUCCCCCUGUGAUCCAGAGGAUGGAUCAUUCCAUGGAUGUAUCCCUCUGUCAUCCAUGGGAUGGAUCAUUCCGUGGCUGUAUCCCCCCAUGGUCCGUGGAUGGAUCACUCCAUGGCUGUAUCCCCCCACGGUCCGUGGGAUGGCUCAGUCCGUGGCUGUGUGCCCCCUGAUCCAUUGGAUGGAUCAGUCCGUGCCCCCCCCCCCU